This is a messenger RNA of Macrobrachium nipponense, 619 nucleotides long. RefSeq names its product myosin-2 essential light chain-like. Gene Ontology annotation, cellular component: myosin II complex. The coding region runs from base 117 to 560 and encodes 147 amino acids. Gene Ontology annotation, molecular function: myosin heavy chain binding; calcium ion binding. The record is from RefSeq and is a predicted model, not a curated record. NCBI's taxonomy places the organism in Eukaryota, Metazoa, Arthropoda, Malacostraca, Decapoda, Palaemonidae. The transcript is spliced from 5 exons.
UAUUAACGAUUUUUAUCUCAAAAGAUCGUCGACAACUCAUAGCGGAUAGAAGUCGUCGUCAGUCUAAGGGAAGAUUGGAAAGUGUAAACAACUCAGCCGAACCUCCUCCGUUAAAUAUGGCAGCCUUCUCAGAAGACCAGAUCAUGGAUUUCCAGGAGGCCUUCUCCAUCUUCGACCAGAAGGGUGAUGGCAAGAUCCAGGUGUCCCAGAUCGGAGAGGUUCUCAGAGCCCUCGGCCAGAAUCCUACAGAGUCAGAAGUGAAGAAGGUUUCACACCAACACAGACCUGAGGAGAGGAUCAGCUUCGAAGUGUUCCUGCCCAUCCUGCAAACCAUCUCCCGUCAGCGCCCUGUUGACACCGCUGACGAUUUCAUCGAGGGACUCCGUCACUUUGACAAGGAUGGCAACGGCUACAUUUCCUCAGCUGAACUCCGUCAUUUGAUGACUCACCUCGGUGAAAAGCUAACUGAUGAAGAAGUGGAACAAUUGCUUGCUGGACAGGAAGACUCUCAGGGCAACAUCAACUAUGAAGAGUUUGUAAGGCUUGUCCUGAGUGCCUAAGGCUCGAAGGUUCUUCUGGAGUAGUUAACGUAUAUGGGAAGCAUUUAAGUAUGAGUUUG